AUGAAGUUCACCUCAGGUCUGCAUGUAAGCUUCAAGAAUUAUGUUUCAGCAAUGGAGGCAUAUUUAUCAGGCUCGGUCAGCACCUUUGACGGCUGGUUCGUGAAUUUGAAGACACCCCUUUACCCACGUCUUGCUCAAGGGAAGUACUGGGAUGAAAAUUGGGGUCUUAGUUGCCCUGAUGAGGUUGUGGUGACAUACCCAGACGGAGUUCAUACAGUUGUUCGUCGUUCAGAUUUUCACACAAGUGAAUUUGCAAAGGAUGACGACCCCUCAUCGAAGGGGUAUGUUUAUCCUAAGUAUCCUUACUGCCGGCUAUGGGUUAAGCUUGCCGUUGAGACAACGCUUUUUGAUGGGAGUGAUAGUUAUCAUGGUGAAUAUUUCCGCGAAGCCUUGGUAGAAGAAUGUGGUAUUGAGAUAGACGUAGGCGAGUCAAAGAAAGGUUCGACUUCUACUUGUAGGGUUCAAGAUUAG
This is a messenger RNA of Prunus armeniaca (apricot), 471 nucleotides long. NCBI's taxonomy places the organism in Eukaryota, Viridiplantae, Streptophyta, Magnoliopsida, Rosales, Rosaceae. The record is from the annotation of a GenBank genome assembly.